Punica granatum (pomegranate) is the source of this 1717-nucleotide messenger RNA. NCBI's taxonomy places the organism in Eukaryota, Viridiplantae, Streptophyta, Magnoliopsida, Myrtales, Lythraceae. The record is from RefSeq and is a predicted model, not a curated record.
AUUCAGCAACGGAAUCCAAGCAUUGUCCGGAUUUAUUUAAAUUGGAAUCCAUCCAUCCAUCCAUCUCUCUUCCUCUUCGGAUCUCGGUGGGGUUAGGUGUUAAAUUGCUUUUACAUUUCUUGAUCGGAGUGGGUGUUGGUCCAAUGGGAUUCGUGCCGGUUAUGCUCCGUCCUCUUGCUACUCGAGCUUCGGCGGUGCGGUGGUGGGCUGCUGCUGCUGCUGCUGCUUCUGCUUCAGCUUCUUGCUCCUUUCCGACGACUACUAAUACCGCCACGAGUAGUAAGCCCACAACGAGCUUUGCUCGUCAUUAUGCUGCCGGUGACCGAUCAUCACCGUCUUCGUCGUCGUCGGCUGCUGGAUAUCACGUCAGCCCAUCAUCCUUCAUGAGGGGAGCUGUUUUCUGGGAGCCCGACAGGCCCCUCUCGCUCGAGCAGCUCCAGCUCCCUCGCCCCAAAGCAGGCGAACUUCUUAUCAAGACCAAGGCCUGCGGAGUUUGUCACUCUGAUCUCCAUGUUCUUAAAGGAGAAAUCCCAUUCUCUGCUCCUUGUGUCAUUGGUCAUGAGAUAACGGGGGAAGUCGUCGAGCAUGGCCCCCUCACCGACCGAAAGAUCACUCACAGAUUACCAGUUGGAUCUCAUGUGGUUGGAGCCUUCAUCAUGCCUUGUGGCGGUUGCUUCUACUGUUCCAAGGGUCAUGAUGAUUUAUGCGAAGAGUUCUUUGCUUAUAACCGGGCCAAAGGAACCCUAUACGAUGGUGAAACCAGGCUAUUUCUUCAUAGCAGUGGAAAACCCGUCUACAUGUACAGCAUGGGAGGCCUAGCUGAGUACUGUGUCGUUCCAGCACAUGCACUAGCUGUACUUCCCAGCUCAUUGCCAUACACAGAAUCAGCAAUUUUAGGAUGCGCAGUUUUUACAGCAUAUGGUGCUAUGACCCAUGCAGCUGAGGUGCGCCCCGGGGAUUCUGUUGCUGUUGUAGGUAUUGGAGGCGUUGGAUCGAGUUGCUUGCAGAUGGCAAGGGCAUAUGGUGCUUCUGAUAUCAUUGCUGUAGACAUUCAUGAUGAAAAGCUGCAGAAGGCUAAAAUGCUCGGCGCCACUCAUACUGUGAAUGCAAUUAAAGAGGACGCUGUUGAGAAGAUAAAGGAAAUAACUGGGGGAGCGGGCGUCGAUAUUGCUGUUGAAGCCUUGGGAAAGCCACAGACAUUUUCACAGUGCGUAGAGUCCGUAAGAGAUGGAGGAAAGGCUGUGAUGAUUGGACUUGCAAAAGCUGGUUCGGUCGGGGAGAUAGAUAUUAACCGGCUCGUCCGUAGAAAGAUUAAAGUCAUCGGGUCCUAUGGUGCUAGGGCAAGGCAGGAUCUUCCCAAGCUGGUUAGGCUGGCAGAAUCUGGAAUUUUCGACCUCAAUAGUGCCGUUUCCAGAAAAUACAAAAUUGAGGAGGCUGGGAAAGCAUUUCAGGAUUUGGAUCAAGGAAAAAUCAUCGGUCGAGCUGUUGUCGAGAUUGCUUAGGUGCACUCUCAAGUCCAGCAGAGCGGGAGACUCUCCCUUCCCAGCACAGUUUCUUUAGAAAUAAAAAGGACAAGCCUGUCUUCCUCCCCCCGCCCUUGAGCUUAUCACAUUUCAAACUAAACCGUUAAUCUGACUGAUGGGUUCUGCGUUUGUUGAUGUUGCUGCAUAACAUGUUGGUAACAAGUGAUAUUUAUGAUGCUUUUUGCACCAUUCCA